Messenger RNA from Anastrepha obliqua, 3466 nucleotides. It is a transcript of the gene Pex1, whose product is annotated as peroxisomal ATPase PEX1. Gene Ontology annotation, molecular function: ATP binding; ATP hydrolysis activity. The coding region runs from base 215 to 3262 and encodes 1015 amino acids. The transcript has 12 exons. Gene Ontology annotation, cellular component: peroxisomal membrane; cytosol; peroxisome. Gene Ontology annotation, biological process: protein import into peroxisome matrix. NCBI's taxonomy places the organism in Eukaryota, Metazoa, Arthropoda, Insecta, Diptera, Tephritidae. The record is from RefSeq and is a predicted model, not a curated record.
UUGCGUUAAAUGGGCAGUAUAUUUGUAGAUUUGGUUUAAUGCGCCAAUUCUAUAUAAUUUUUUUUUAUUUUUAGAGAUAUAUUACGCGAAUUAUUAAAACCUCUGCCAUUUGAUAAUGUGAAUAAAAAUUGUAGUGUACGCUGUCAAUGAAAUUGCAGGCCUUAGCCAAAUUAUGUACAAGCUAUUUAUGGUAAAGGAAUCGAGAUAAAGUGAAAUGUUUAAACGUACUUUUAAGGUGGUAUUCCGCCCAACUAAGAGUAAUUUUCUUUUACUGCCUGAGAACUAUUACGGUGUUGUAUCAACAUAUGACACUGGCUGCUUAAGUUUACAGUACAAUGGGCACACACACUACGCAUCAUGGGCGCCACAUGCGGGCGCAGUCAAAGAUACCGAAAUUGGGAUCAAUGCCAGAGUGGCGAAAGAAAUCGGCCUGAGUGAGAAUGAUUUGGUGAAGUGUUCUCUCAUCGCUGACGUCUUGACAUUGAGGAACGUUUUCGUUACACCGGUGUCGGCCAAGGACUGGGAAAUAAUUGAACUUAGCGGUGAAAAAAUAUCAAAUAGUGUCCUUGAACAAACUCGAAUUGUUAAUUCUACACAAAUUCUUAUAGUAUGGAUAAACAAAUCGAUGCAAGUGGCCUUAACAGUAGAUCGUUUGCGUCCAAUUGUUUCAUAUGGCCGGAUUGACCACAACACAGAACUGGUUAUAGCACCAAACCUGUACAAAGACAUUACUAAUGGAAGCAGCAACGAUACUUCUUCGGAUACCAGCGAGCAAAGCCUGAAUCACUCAAGAGAAUUAGUCCGUUGUCGUACCUCCGCUCAGAUUCGUAAUCAAGCUGAUACAAAUGGCGAGACUCACUUGGCCCGUUCUACAACGGAAAAAAAUAUUAACAAGCUAACACGUUCGGAGUCGUUAGCGAAAAUCAGCCGUAACGACAAAAUCGUACGUUUGAAGAAAGACUUGCGCCGAGAAAGUACCCACAUAUUCGAGUUCCGAGCAGUUAGCGGUGAAUGGCAAGAAAAUUCACAAUUUUCGGAUGUAUUCCUCAGUAAAAGUAACUGGCCUGAGUUUUUGGAAUUGGAUAAAGUCUAUCACAUGAAGACGCCUAGUGAACAUGAAUACUAUGUGAAAGUACGUGUGCUGGCAGAUGAUGAGCUUCCCCGCACCGCGCACACCAGCAUUCAAGUGAAUUUGAAUCUCAUGCAGAAAUUGAAUUUGAAGGAAAUGGAAAAGGUUGUACUAAAACCCAAAGCCUCAGUUGUUAAUUUUGUGGAGAAAAUAGAGUUAUAUGCGCAAAAGAAGACCCAUUACAAGAUUAUUGAGAACGCCUUCAAACGUUAUGUUAUUGAAAAAACGAAUAAAUCGCCCAUGCUUUUGAAUCAAGACGAGGUUGUACGUUUGGAGGAGGAUCUGAUUGUGACUGUUGGCAUUUUACCUGAACAUUUUCGAUAUUGUGUUAUAGACUCGCAAUUUUUAAAAGAGUCAAAAAUCUAUGCAGCAGAUUUAGUUCGUAAAGUCGAUGAGAUAAUUGAAGUACAACCGAAAAUAGAAUCCACAUUGAGUGUUAAAGAUUUGAUAAAACUGCCGGCAUUUGAUAAAAUUGUUGCCAAUUUAGUUGAAGAGUUGAAAAUGAAUUUGUGCUUGGAUUCAAAGAAUGCAGUACUCAGGCAGGGGAAUGUUCUAAUAGCAGGUGCGUCCGGUACUGGUAAAACUGUGUUAGUAGAACGGGUAUUGAAUGAAUUGGUGAAGAAGCCUUAUUUUUGCUUUUUUGAUAUAUUCUACUGUUCACGGAGUAAAGGAAGAAAGGCUGAAUCGAUACAAAAAGACUUGCGUAGUAUAUUCACCAGCUGUUUACAAAAUGCACCUUCUAUUGUUGUGUUGGAGAAUCUCGAUGUGCUGGCUCAUUCUACGGGCGAUCAAGCAACGCAAGAUGGCGAGUACUACAACCGAAUUGCUGAUACGGUGCACCAGUUGAUUGUGCAAUACACCAGCACCAAUCCGAUUGCGGUGGUUGCGACAGUUAAUGAACUCCAAGCACUGAAUAAACGUCUAUAUUCACCGCGUGGACGCCAUCUUUUCCAGAAUGUAACUAAACUGCCUAAUUUAGAACGCGAAGCGAGGGAAGUGAUACUUAAAGAACUGUGCAGUCACAUUGAAUCGGAAAAAUUAGAUUUGCGAAAGUUUGCAAACUUGACCGAAGGCUACACUAAAGGAGACUUAGUGCAGUUUGUUGAGCGUGCAAUAUUCUAUGCAUAUAGAAUAAAUAAAACACAUCCUAUUUUAACGAAUGAGCUUUUAAUCGAUUCCUUAGCGAGCACGAACUCGUAUUGCCUUCAAGGUAUUGAAAAUCACCAAAAGGUUAACGAUGACGACAGUCUUGAGGAAUUGUCUGUCGAAGAAGUGCCUGGUUUGGAACAAGUUGUUUCGGUAUUGGAGGAGGUUUUAAUGUGGCCUUCAAGAUUUCCAAGCAUUUUCCAAAAUUCACCGCUACGCAAUCAAGCGGGCGUGCUUUUAUAUGGCCCACCAGGUACUGGUAAAACGUUCCUUGUAUCGAAAAUUGCAAGCUCAUGGAAUUUGCGAACAAUAUCCGUUAAGGGUCCUGAGUUGUUAGCUAAAUAUAUUGGGCAAAGCGAAGAGAAUGUCCGUAAUUUAUUCAAUCGUGCCCGCAGCGCAAAGCCUUGUGUGCUGUUUUUUGACGAAUUCGAUAGCUUAGCACCAAAACGUGGUCAUGAUUCAACAGGUGUUACGGAUCGAGUAGUGAAUCAACUGUUGACUGAGCUAGACGGUGUGGAGAGUUUGCAAGGCGUUGUCGUAAUUGCGGCCACUUCUCGACCAGAGCUAUUAGAUCCGGCGUUACUGCGCUCAGGACGAAUUGAUCGGUUAGUCGAAUGCUCUCUGCCUGACGCUACGGCGCGAGUGCGCAUAUUUGAAGCGUUGUCAGCGUCGCUGAAUCUGGAUGACUCUGUUGAUUUCGAGUACUUCGCAUCGCGUACACAAAACUACACAGGUGCUGAUAUACAGAGUCUUCUGACUUCGGCUAACAUGAUAUCAGUGAAGGAGGCGUUAUCACAAUAUGGGCAUGCGAAACUGCCGUCCAGGAUUUUAGUGCGCCAGAAGCAUCUAAUCGAAGCUUUCAACACAACACGCCCAUCGCUCAGUGCAUCGGAUAUAGCCAAAUAUCAAAAGACUUAUGCGCGGUUCACGAAUAAGGAACGCGGUGGAGCACGCGACUUUGUGGCUAAGCGAGCCACGCUGGCAUAGUCGUUCGAACUGGCUUUAGUUUGAAAAUUUGCAAUCAUUUUUAAAAGUUUGGUUUUAUUUCUAUAUUAAGGAAGCGUAUUUGACCCAUAAAUAUGGUGAUGUAUAUGUAUGUACAUAUAUAGUGGUGCGGUAUCACAAACAUAUAUUUAUUUUUUUGUUGUUUUGUUUAAUUUGACAAAUAAAUGCGAAAUGAAUUUUUAUUAA